AUGUCUGCCGUCAUCCCUCUUAUCGCCCGAUCGCUCUCGAAAGAGCUCACCGUUCAAGAAGCCUUAUCAGGUAUUUUUGGUAGCAUCAGUUUGGCAACAUGGAUAUUCUUACUGGUCCCACAACUCAUCUUGAAUUAUAAAUCCGGAAGCGCGGAGGGAAUCUCCCUCGCAUUUUUAUUCGUAUGGAUGAUUGGUGAUAUCACCAACCUCUCAGGUGCCAUCUGGGCCAAACUUGUGCCUACGAUGAUAGCAUUAGCCAUCUAUUUCUGCUUUGCAGACACAGUAUUGAUCUCUCAAGUCUUGUACUACAAGUUGAAAAACGCCAGGGAGCGCAAAGAUUCUGUGGUGUCAGUGUCCUCAAAUGAGCAGGAACCUCUUCUCAGCAGACGACGAAGCAGUGAUGCUACUGGGUUGCCAGGCUCUCACAGACGUCGCUCGUCAGCUUUGAGUGCUACAAGCCACCGGACUGACACAUUGACUAAAAUUCUUGAGGAGAGUGAAUCAGGAGAUUCCAACCCUUGGGUAAGAAAUACCGUUAGCAUUCUCGCCAUUCUUGCCGCUGGUGUUGCUGGAUGGGCAAUUGCAUGGCAAUCAGGAGUUUGGGCACCUGCUCCCGUGAACGAUAUUCCUGUUUCUGCCGAGGAAACUGCUGUAGGAGCGAAGGUCUUGGGAUAUAUCAGCGCUUUGUGCUAUCUGGGUGCCAGAAUUCCUCAAAUAGUCAAGAACUACCGAGAUAAGUCAUGCGAAGGACUUGCUCUCCUCUUCUUCAUCUUGGCGCUGGUUGGAAAUGCGACACAGGGUGCCAGUAUCCUGUUUCAUUCUCAGGAGAAGGACUACCUUAUGACUAACCUACCAUGGUUGCUCGGUUCGCUGGGUACAAUGAUCGAGGAUGCUACAAUUUUCGUCCAGUUCCGGAUCUACUCAAAACCUUCCACGGAUGCCGUUGAAUGA
Molecule: messenger RNA, 951 nt
Organism: Glarea lozoyensis ATCC 20868
Lineage: Eukaryota; Fungi; Ascomycota; Leotiomycetes; Helotiales; Helotiaceae
Exons: 5
Coding region: 1-951 (316 amino acids)
Biological process (GO): basic amino acid transmembrane export from vacuole
Cellular component (GO): fungal-type vacuole membrane
Source: RefSeq, a predicted model, not a curated record